Molecule: messenger RNA, 468 nt
Organism: Linum trigynum
Lineage: Eukaryota; Viridiplantae; Streptophyta; Magnoliopsida; Malpighiales; Linaceae
Source: the annotation of a GenBank genome assembly
AUGGACGGCCACGAUUCUUCAGAUAAAGACGACGCCGUCGUGGAUGUGGAGGCCCCAAUCGCGGAAGAUCUCGAGGUUUCCUUGCAGGCUUUGGGAUAUGGAUCGUCUACGCGAUCGCUCCAGAUUCCGGCGACGGCAGGCCGCGCUAAUUUGUUGGUAUUGAUUGAUACAGGCAGCAACCAUACCUUUCUGAGCAGGGAGAAGGCGUCCGAGUUAGGUUGUCGACUUGACUCAGCACCGCCGAUUCGUGUCAAAGUUGCCAACGAAGCUUCCUUGGUUAGUGAUUCGAUCUGUACGGAUUUCCAAUGGCAGAUGCAGGGUAAGCAGUUUGGGUUUGCUGUUCGGGCUUUGGAAUUGGGCUCUCUGAACUUGGUGAUGGGCCUGGAUUGGGUGGAGACAGCAGUAGCGGAUCUAGGGGGCCGCCCCCGGGCCACGGCCCACCCCUCCCUGGAUCCAAAACUCGUAUAG